ACACUAUAUAUAUAUCAAACAAUCCAAUCCUUUAGGACACAAAAAUAAUCAUCAAACAAGCAUAUUAUAAUCUUGUUGUCACUUGUCACAAUGCAUUUCAUCAAAGUCAUUCUUUUUGUAACAACUUUCAUCUCAGUUACAAUCUCUCAGGCUCACCCUGCAGGCUUCAACUUUGGCUGGGGUGGUCAUCAUGGUGGAACAACUAGAGGAAUGUCUUUUGGUCUUUCUCCUCAAUUCUAUCAGUUUUCAUGCCCUCAAGCUAAUGACAUUGUCAUGUCAGUGUUGGAGAAGGCUAUUGCUAAGGAUAUCAGAACAGCAGCUUCUCUUCUUAGACUUCACUUCCACGAUUGCUUCGUGCAGGGCUGCGAUGCAUCGAUUUUGUUGGAUGAUAGCGCGGCAAUAGCCAGCGAAAAAAAUGGCGGGCCGAACAAAAAUUCGGUCCGAGGUUUUGAAGUGAUUGACAAGAUCAAAUCUAAAUUGGAACAAGCAUGUCCUCAGACAGUCUCAUGUGCAGACAUUGUUGCCCUUGCUGCUAGGGGAUCCACUGUUCUUAGUGGAGGACCCAAUUGGGAGCUACCAUUAGGAAGGAGAGACUCAAAAACAGCAAGCCUAAGGGGCUCAAACAAAAACAUUCCCCCACCAAAUGCCACCAUUGAAGGUCUCCUAACAUUUUUCAAACGUCAAGGCCUUGAUGAAGUAGACCUUGUUGCCCUCUCAGGUGCACAUACAAUUGGUGUGGCAAAAUGUGCAACAUUCAAGCAAAGACUAUACAACCAAAAUGGAAACAACCAACCAGAUGAGAAUCUAGACAAAUCAUUUUACUUUGAUUUGAAAACAGUGUGCCCAAAAUCAGGUGGUGACAACAAGAUUUCUCCCUUGGACUUUGGUUCCCCAAGAAUGUUCGAUAAUACUUAUUACAAACUCUUACUUAGGGGAAAAGGUUUGCUUAAUUCAGAUGAAGUGCUUCUCACAGGAAGUGUUAAGGAGACUCAUGAACUAGUGAAGAAAUAUGCACAGGAUGAAAGUCUCUUCUUUGAGCAAUUUGCUUUGUCUAUGAUCAAGUUGGGAAAUCUUCGUCCUCUCACUGGAUUUAAUGGUGAAGUUAGAAAGAAUUGUCGACUAGUUAAUUAAGAAGCAAAAUUAUAUGUUGUUAUAAUUAAGAGUUAUUUGCAUUGUACUAUUUAAUUAAAUAUAGAAGCCUAUCUUUAUGUUUUGCAUUUUAUUUAAAUUUAGAAGUAUUAAACCUAUAGUUGUUACGAGGAUUUGAGUUGUGUUGUAUAUCUAUAUAUAAAGUUUGAUAAGCUUAUAUUAAGUAAGUAGUUGUGUGUUUAUGUUGCU
Cicer arietinum (chickpea) is the source of this 1338-nucleotide messenger RNA. Its product is annotated as peroxidase 9. The record is from RefSeq and is a predicted model, not a curated record. Gene Ontology annotation, molecular function: heme binding; peroxidase activity. Lineage: Eukaryota; Viridiplantae; Streptophyta; Magnoliopsida; Fabales; Fabaceae. Gene Ontology annotation, biological process: hydrogen peroxide catabolic process; response to oxidative stress.